Messenger RNA from Cutaneotrichosporon oleaginosum, 1530 nucleotides. RefSeq lists its product as uncharacterized. Gene Ontology annotation, biological process: regulation of transcription by RNA polymerase II. The record is from RefSeq and is a predicted model, not a curated record. Lineage: Eukaryota; Fungi; Basidiomycota; Tremellomycetes; Trichosporonales; Trichosporonaceae. Gene Ontology annotation, molecular function: DNA-binding transcription factor activity, RNA polymerase II-specific; RNA polymerase II cis-regulatory region sequence-specific DNA binding; protein dimerization activity.
AUGUCCGGCGCAAUCAAGAUGGAGGGCUUUCAGCCUUCGCCCUCAUCCAACGAGAGUCCCUCCCGCCCCGUUCUCAACCGCCCCUUCUCUGACGGCUCCAUGACCGUCGACUCGUCCAUCCUGAGCUCCCUCAUGAACUCGUCCCAAUCAUUCUCAUUUGGACCCGGGUCAAUGUCGAAUCAGGCCCCGUUCGACUACAACAUGGUGUCCCCACAGCAGCAGGUCAUCGAUCUUCCAGGCGGUACCUCGCCUCACAGCUUCCAACCUCACGCCAUGUUUGGUCACCUCAACUUUGGCGCCGAGAACCGCGAGCCUCCUAUCCUUUCCUCUUCCAUGGACAACGCCUCGGGUCAGCACAACGAGCCCACUAAUCGAUCCCGGUCCCAGUCCUCCUCGCGCUCCUCACACAUAGGUAAAGCCCCAGUCGCUCGGUCUCGCCCUGCUCGCAAGCUGUCUAUGAACGAGACCAAGCCCAAUCUCUCGUCUAUGCGUGGGCGUACCAUGCAGCCACCUCGCUCCAUGUCGUUCCAGACCGACAGCAAGCCUAACCUUGUUAAUCUCGGCCCCCGCCACAACUCUAUCACGUCAGCCGAUUAUGCCUUUGAUCAGCAGUAUGGCAUCUCCAUCCCUCGCAGUGAUUUUGGAAGAUCUCUAUGGGGUCCAUCGGGCAGUGCGCCGGGCGGCUUGGUGGAUUCGCUCCCACCCUUUGGCACCAGCGCUGAUGGCACGGCUCCGCUUGAUAGCCCGAUGACCCCGGCUCAGAGCGUCCAGGCUCUUCUUGGCGACGAGAGCCGCAAGCAGAAACGCCGCGAGUGUCACAACCAAGUGGAGAAGCGACGUCGCGAGCACAUCAAUGCUAUGAUCGAGGAGCUGAACAAGCUCCUCCCUCCCCGUUUCAAGAACCCUCUCGACCCCGACGUGGCCAUAGAGGACGAUGAUGAGGAGGAAAACCCGCCCGACUCACCCGUAAAGAAGAAGAAGUCGAAGCGUACUGCUUCUACCUCCAAGCAGCAAAAGGACGCCGCUCAAUGCAAGGGCCGCAUCCUGUCAGACAGUGUUCAGUACAUACGCGAUCUACAGGCUGUUACCACCCAGCAGUCUUCGCGAAUCAAGUAUCUCGAGAGCUUGCUCAAUCAAGGCGUAAUGGCCGGUGGACCUCUCGACAGUUCGUCGCACAACGCCUACGCUUCUGAGGCUCUGGAUGCUAUGGGUGCGAGUCCAGAGGAGCCCGAAUGUCUUGUCUCUGUCAACCAAACAGGUUGGGGUGGUUUCAACUCUGCGGCCAACAUGCUCGUGUUUGAACCUUCCCCAACCGAUGCGUCGUCCGGACCCGAAGCUCAACGAUCCACGCCAUUGUCCUCCGGCUCACCCGAAACCGACAGCAAAGAUGGAGUUGUGUGGGCCGGCCUAAUGGAGCUUGCCGAGGAAACCUCGCGUCCUCGCAAGGACUCUCAAUCUGAACUUCAAAGCUCGAUGAGCAACAUGGAUUUGGAUGUGAGCAUGAACGACCGCAGGACAUGGGCAUUCUAG